Botrytis deweyae is the source of this 555-nucleotide messenger RNA. RefSeq lists its product as uncharacterized. Bases 1 to 555 code for a protein of 184 amino acids. The transcript is spliced from 2 exons. The record is from RefSeq and is a predicted model, not a curated record. Lineage: Eukaryota; Fungi; Ascomycota; Leotiomycetes; Helotiales; Sclerotiniaceae.
AUGUCGAUUUAUAAUGAUCCCCCUUCGUCAUAUGAUGUCGAUGAAUAUGUUUGGUAUUCCGAAAAAUGUGAUUCCAAAGAUUGGGAACCAGCUCCAAUAUCAACCACGCGACAAUUAAGCAUCUGGGAGCAAAACAAUGCCCUAGUAUUUAAUUUACCAGAACUCACAAACCAUACACGCAUUACGCUCGCCCCCCUCCAUCCCAAAAACAAAGAUGAGAUCUACCUCGGAAAUUCAAAGACAAACGUAAUCAUGCGUAGUCUCAAACAAGGCUUCAAGAGCGGCUUCAAGACAGAUUUCAUGACUACCUUCAAGAACAAUCUCAAGCGCACUAAAGAGACCGGAUCGGUUGAUCAUCACUAUUUAACAUGUUAUUCCAUCGAUUUUCUCAAUGUAUGGGAGGAAAGAUUGAGGGGAGAAAUCAUGGAGGCUUGGGUUCUGGAUGGUAUGAAUCCCAGCCCAGUCGAUCGGAUCAGCAGGACAAAGUUUUUGGUUGCAAAAUAUAUGAUAAAGAUGCGCGUUAUCAAGGGCGCAUCCUGCGGCGAUAAGCCUUAG